UCAAUUUUAUCAGCAAGACUAAAGAUAUUUAUAUUUUUUCAUUUAAAUCAAUGUAUGGAACAACGUUUUGAGACUUAAAUUUUCAUUGUUUCAUUGAGCUUUAUUAUUUUUACAUUGAUACAAUGUAUUGCUUACAUAAAUUAAAAGGAAACUGUGCUUGUUUCUUGUUUUGUUAUAGUUGUUGUUAUGAACUGCUUCAGGCAUAAAGUAAAUAAAAAGGGAUGUGUGUAUUUAAAGCUCAUCUUAGCCUUCCAAUUAGGAUAUACACAUGUACCAUGCCAAAUACAGUAGAUGUUAAAGCCAGAAUUGGUGACCUUGAAGCAUUCAAAGAGAAAGUGAAAGUUAAAAGCCAAUCUGAGGGAGAAAUCUUAGUUCAGGAGGACAUUUUCUUUAAUGUUCCCCAAGGAAGGUUAAAGUUACGGAAUACAGAAAACAAGAGAUCAGAGUUAUGUUUUUACGAGCGCCCUGAUCAGGAAGAGGGUAAGCUGAGUGACUUUGCCACCUCCUUUAUAAGUGAUCCAGUGGGUCUAAAGGAAACUUUGAAAAGAGCUCUUGGAAUAAAAGGAAUAUUGAAGAAUGUGCGGAACUACCAUCAGGUGGGCCAGACCAGAAUUCAUGUGGACCAUGGAAAAGGAGUCGGGAACUUUAUGGAAUUAGAGGUGGAGCUUAAAGAGGGACAGUCCUUAGAAGAGGGGCAGGAGGUUGCCAUGGCAUUGAUGGAGGAACUGGGCGUGCCCUCAGAUCAUCUUAUUUCCGUGGCCUACAUUGACCUUUUACUCCAAAAACAGACGGAGUAAUCUUCCUUUUUUUUUAAACACAAGUGCUACUUUUCUUUCUUUCUUUUAUUCCAAGACUUCUCAACUCCUGACAAAAUCUUCAUUUUGUCUUCAGAAUAUAAUGUACCAGCAGCUUCUAUACAAUAUUUUAAAAAUAUUUACCUGAUCAUAUUUUGUCAAUGAAAGUAAGUCUACUUGAAAAGAUUUAUCAUUAAACUAAUUAACGAACGUUGAGUGCACCAUUCCAAAGACAAUGAGUGAAUACUGUAUUAAAAAACAAUGCAAGAUGGCUGGAAUUAUUAACAUGGUUACUAUGACAAUAAUGUUGGGAAUCUUUCAAGUCAACAGCAAAGUAUUGUGAAUGUGAUUUGACAU
Molecule: messenger RNA, 1151 nt
Organism: Saccostrea cuccullata (small rock oyster)
Lineage: Eukaryota; Metazoa; Mollusca; Bivalvia; Ostreida; Ostreidae
Exons: 5
Coding region: 222-797 (191 amino acids)
Source: RefSeq, a predicted model, not a curated record